Ostrea edulis (European flat oyster) is the source of this 2082-nucleotide messenger RNA. RefSeq lists its product as uncharacterized. Gene Ontology annotation, molecular function: oxidoreductase activity. The transcript has 4 exons. Bases 1 to 2082 code for a protein of 693 amino acids. The record is from RefSeq and is a predicted model, not a curated record. NCBI's taxonomy places the organism in Eukaryota, Metazoa, Mollusca, Bivalvia, Ostreida, Ostreidae.
AUGGAUGGGCGAAAUGAUGAAUGUGAUUUCUGCGAUUUAAAUACAGGCACAUGUACUCUUUUAAAACAUAAGACAUCGAUGAACGAGGGCUAUACAAUCAAGUUUAAAGCAACAAGCAAAGUUUGCGAAUACCCUUUACCACCAACUAUACAGAACUGUAUAAGCAGAUGUAAGACAAAACUAAAUACAAAAGUUCUGAUGGACCAGAGAGAAGAAUCAAUACAUUACUAUUGCCAAAACCAAUAUCUAGUGCAAAAUGCCAACGAAACGUGGAACCAAGAUGGUGUUCCGAAGAUCAACAUCAACAGUUUACAACAGUUCUCUGAUAUAUUUGAACUAUUCGAUGUUGAGGAAUCAAAUCCCGUCAAGAAACUGAAAAGAGCAACACCUAUCGUGAGAAAAGAAUAUCGACACUUGUCCCGCAAUGAACGAGAACGAUUUCACCGAGCACUACAAGCAAUGAAGGCUGACACCAGUGAUAGGAACAGACAGCCCAAUGUUUAUGAUUGGUUUGUGAACUUGCAUCCGGCUUCUGUCGCACCCAGUGCUCAUUUUGGACCAGCCUUCCUUGGAUUUCAUCGGACCUACCUUUUUUUAUUCGAACGACAAUUACGAAAAUACGAGCCAGAAGUGUUCAUUCCAUUUUGGGAUUCUUCCUUUGACAAUCUUUUGGAGGAUCCCACUUCCAGUGCCAUUUUCACAUCUAGUGGCGUGGGUCCUGGAACAGGGAUUAUACGGGAGGGUUCGUUCAGCGACUGGAAACACGAACACGCUGGUGUCUUAAUCCGCAACAUUGGAUCAUCAGGUAGCUUAUUCAGCAGGGAAUUCAUUGAACUCUUUCUUUCUCAGAAUCGUAUUGAGGACAUUGCCAUUGAUAGAACUAAAAUAGAUACCAGUCUUGAGUUUCACCACGGUUCUGUCCACAACUGGGUUAGUGGAACUCUCUCUGAUAUCAAUUAUUCUCCCGCUGAUCCACUUUUUUUCAUGCAUCAUUGUUUUGUGGACGCUUUAUGGGAAAGAUUUCGGGAGAACCAAAUUCAACGUGGCUUUGAUCCAGAAUGGUAUCCAUUAGUGGACGGAGGCCACGCUCCGGACGCACCAAUGAGGCCAUUAUUGAUUGGAAAAGAAGCUAAUGGUGAAGACAAGUACCUGAAAAAUAAGAUCGGAUAUUCCAAAACAUGGUCUUUGUUUGUGAAGUACGAUGAUCCACCAUAUAACUGUGAUGUUGAUUCCGAUUGUCGAUCAGUGCUGAUGCGGUGUAAAAGGAAACUAUGUCAACCUUUGACAAUCGAAGAGCACGAGAGAAUGAAUUUUCAACAUAGAGCAAAACGAGAGUUACUGGCUAAUUUAUCGACUCCUUAUCCAGCUAUCAAACGUAACUACGAACACGCUCAUUUGGGAAGAAAUAUAAAUGCCCUCCACCAGUUCAACUUAAAAACAAGUCCUUUUUACCACUCUUUUCAGAAUUCCUUCGUGCUCAAUGGUAAAGAGGAUAUUUGUAAUUGGGUUUUUAUACCAGUGAUGAUUUACAAAACGAGACAGAAUGGACAGAACUAUGACGUCUUUCCAAUUAGAAAUGGAGUGCCGGAUUUCUCAUCUGGAGAUGUAUUUGAGCAAGACUUGAAUAUCGAAAGUAAACCGAGCAGCAAGCAGAUGGGUUCCAUUAAAACAGAGAAAUGCUCUCACAUUGGAUCUGGGAUUUCUAAAGUAUACGUGAAGACGUUUGGUCUGGACUAUCGAGGAUUUUACACUGAUCAUGCUCUCCUAGAUGAACGAUUCCCUUUGUCUUCUGCAUUAAGCGCAGUAGGCGUUAAAAAGCCAGACAACAACAGAAGCAGUCACGUGUUGAUUACCGCCCAUGAUUCGUGUGGGAAGAUGUGCACAGCCUAUUGUCUCAACUCUAGUACUCGUUCAAUUCCUACUGAAUAUAAAAAGUGUUCUGGCUCUUCUCGAAUAAGUACUACCAAUCCAUCCAUGUACAGAAGCACAUUAGGAGAGGCGUUGCUUAGUGCUUAUAAUUUUUCAAGUAUCAAUCCAUCAAUCUCAAAAGAGAAUAUUGCCAUAAUAUUUCAUUGUGUCUAG